AAAAAUUUAACAAUUUUAUCUACCAUAUAAAAUAAUUAGAAGUUUUAAAAUCACCACAUAGAGUUAUUUUCUACCACUUUAAAAAGCCAUAAAUUCAAGUGGACACAUGAAAUUUCCAAACAAAAAAAAAAAAUCAUACUCGAAAAUAUUUCAAAUACACCUAUAAUCCCCCCACAACUUUGUUACAUAAGUUGUGAAUGAUCACACUCAAUUGCUAACUUGGUAACUUCUCUCUUCCUUCUCUCUCUCUUUCUCAUUCUCAUUCCCUCCAUCAUCAUUCAUCAACACCACUUCUACCACCAGCCCACCACUGGCCCACCACUGGCCCAACACUUCAUCCUCUUCUUUCCCACCAAUAUAAUUACAAAACUUGCAUAAAUUUUAAUUAAUUUUGUAAGAGACCCACAAAAAAGUUUCCAAAAGAUACUUCUACAACAAAAUAUUAUGAGUACCCUCUAAUCCUAUUCCUAAUUCCUAUUCUUUGUAAAUGGCCAAAACCCCACAAAAAAAGUAAAGGAAUGUUUUAAUUUUAACCUUGUUUUUUUUUUAAUUUUUGUUAUAAGAGCAAGAAUAAGGGGAGAAAAAAGAUGGGAGGAGUAACAUCUUCAAUGGCUGCAAAAUUUGCAUUUUUCCCACCAAACCCACCUUCAUAUAAAGUUGUAAAAGAUGAAGCAACAAGCUUAAUGCUUCUAGAACCAUACCCACAUAGGGAAAACGUCGACGUUUUGAAGAUCCCUACAAGAAGAGGAACUGAGAUUGUUGCCAUGUAUGUUAGGUAUCCUAUGGCUACUUCUAUUUUGCUCUAUUCUCAUGGAAAUGCUGCUGAUAUUGGUCAGAUGUAUGAGCUUUUUAUUGAGUUGAGUAUUCACUUGAAAGUUAACAUUUUGGGGUAUGAUUACUCUGGAUAUGGGCACUCAACAGGAAAGCCCACUGAGAAUAACACUUAUGCUGAUAUUGAAGCUGCAUAUAAGUGUCUUGAAGAGAAUUAUGGUGCUAAGCAAGAAGAUAUCAUUCUUUAUGGUCAAUCUGUCGGUAGUGGCCCAACAUUGGAUCUUGCUUCUCGUUUACCACGAUUACGAGCUGUUGUUUUGCAUAGUCCGAUACUGUCAGGUUUGAGAGUCAUGUAUCCUGUUAAACGCACUUAUUGGUUUGAUAUCUAUAAGAAUAUCGAUAAAAUCUCAUUGGUGAAGUGUCCUGUUCUGGUAAUCCAUGGAACGGCUGAUGACGUUGUUGAUUUUUCUCAUGGUAGAACAUUGUGGGAAUUAUCACAAGAAAAAUACGAACCUUUGUGGCUCAAAGGAGGAAGCCAUUGUGACUUAGAACUUUUCCCCGAGUACAUCAAACAUCUCAAGAAAUUUGUAUCCACGGUGGAGAAACCUCCGUCCCAAAGGCACAACAUCUCCCGAAGGAGCGUAGACAAACCUGAGAAUUCACGGAAGAGCAUUGACUGUUAUGAUGUAUCAAGGAAAAGCACAGACCGAAGAGAAAAACCAAGGAAAAGCACAGACCGGCCAGACAUGCUGCGAAUACAAGAAUACAAGACCAGCAGCAUCAAUACGCUCGAGAAGCUGAACAUUCCUUUUGAACAAUUGGAAAGGUCUCGUGGAAGUGUAGAAUAUCUCGACAUGUCUCGUAAAAGCGUUGAUGUACAGUUUGAGAAGGGUCGCCGUAGUGUGGAUUGGGUGGAUAGAAUAAGGGCAAUUUGAAGGUUGUCAGACACUGUAAAGGAUUUAAAAGAAGCAUUUAUUGUGAAUUGAAGGGGGGCACAGAAGAAAAACACAGAUAAGUGAAUAGAACAAGCAAAUUGGGUAAAGAAAGACAAUGGGAUGGUAUAAGUUAUGGUAUAUUAGAUGUUUGAUGUUUAUUAGGAGUUUCUCUUGCACUUCAGGUUUAUGUCGGAGUACUUUUAUGUUGAUUUUACAAUGUUUUCUUGGUAUAUACUUCUAUAGUAAAACAUUGUUCUUCAUUGCCCGCUUUAACUUCAACUAAGUACGUUACGUCAAGUA
Amaranthus tricolor (Joseph's coat) is the source of this 2006-nucleotide messenger RNA. RefSeq lists its product as uncharacterized. The record is from RefSeq and is a predicted model, not a curated record. The transcript has 5 exons. NCBI's taxonomy places the organism in Eukaryota, Viridiplantae, Streptophyta, Magnoliopsida, Caryophyllales, Amaranthaceae. The coding region runs from base 588 to 1706 and encodes 372 amino acids.